AUGGCGAUCAAGCACAACAACCAGAUCCAGCACAACCAUUUCCGCAAGGAUUGGCAGCGCCGGGUCCGAUGCCACUUCGACCAGGCUACGCAGAAGAUCCGCCGCCGCUCCGUCCGUCGUGCGAAGGCUGCCGCUGUCGCUCCCCGCCCCGUUGACAAGCUGCGCCCCGUCGUCCGAUGCCCGACCAUCAAGUACAACCGUCGAGUUCGUGCCGGACGUGGUUUCACCCUAACUGAGCUGAAGGCUGCCGGUAUCCCCCGCCUCUAUGCCCCCACCAUCGGUAUCUCGGUCGAUUCGCGCCGCCAAAACCUGAGCGAGGAGUCUCUCGCCGUUAACGUUGCCCGCCUGAAGGCCUACAAGGAGAAGUUGGUCGUCUUCCCCAAGAAGGGCGCCAAGCCCGACCUGAGCAGCACCAAGACCAUCCCCAGCGUUAGCGCUGCGCUGCCCAUCGUCCACGUCCCCGAGGGUGUCCGCGAGAUUAAGAAGGGCGACAUGCCUGAGGCGAUUGAGGGUGGUGCCUACCGCAAGCUGCGUAUGGCAAGAAGCGACGCCAGAUUGAAGGGUGUCCGGGAGAAGCGAGCCAAGGAUAAGGCCGAGGAGGAGAAGAACAAGAAAUAA
Molecule: messenger RNA, 618 nt
Organism: Pseudomassariella vexata
Lineage: Eukaryota; Fungi; Ascomycota; Sordariomycetes; Amphisphaeriales; Pseudomassariaceae
Product: ribosomal protein L13e
Exons: 5
Coding region: 1-618 (205 amino acids)
Biological process (GO): translation
Cellular component (GO): cytosolic large ribosomal subunit; ribosome
Molecular function (GO): RNA binding; structural constituent of ribosome
Source: RefSeq, a predicted model, not a curated record